CCCCCCCCCCCCCCCCCCCCCCCCCUCCCUCUCUCUCUCUCUCUCUCUCAAAGAGACGUGUUAAUGGCGGUUAUCGAUCAGUAACAUGGUUUGAUCAAAUCCUCAAUUUUUUUCUUGGUGAAGUAUUGGAACCCUAGGGUUUAUUUUUUGUUGUUCCAAUGGAACCUGCGGUAAUUAGAUUGGAACGGCGAGGGAGAAAAAGGAAAAGGAAGGAUGUAGAAAACGUUUUGGCGGGUCCGCAACCGAAUAAGCAGGUGGUUGAGAGUAGGUCGAUGGUAUUGGUUGGUAGAUAUGUGAAGAAGGAAUUUGAGGGUAGUGGGAAUUUUUUUGGGAAGAUUGUAUAUUAUGAUACCGGGUUGUAUAGAAUUGAUUAUGAAGAUGGGGAUUGUGAGGAUUUGGAGAGUGCUGAAGUGAGGAAGUUGCUUAUUAGGGACGGUGAUUUAGUCGGUGAUUUGAUUGUAAGGAAGAAUAAGUUAGAUGAAUUAUUGGCGAAGAAAUAUGCAAAGGGUAAGGAUAUUGUGGAUGGGAAAGUAAAGGAUUUGGUGAAUGUUGCGGACAGGGUCAAAGCAUCUUUACCGAAUGAGUUAAGUAAUGAUGGUGACAAUGAAAUUGAUGUUCUAAUUGAUGACGAUGAUGAUGCUGAUUCAUCAAGUGAUUCAUGUGAGCACACAUGGGAUCAUUAUUUUAGUUCAGAGGCUGAUGCCCCAUUUGUCCCACCACCACAAUUGCCUCCAUCUUCAGGAAAUAUUGGUGUUCCAGAGGAGUGCGUUUCACACCUUUUCUCUGUGUAUGGUUUCUUGCGCUCGUUCAGUAUUCAGCUGUUUUUGAGCCCCUUUGGACUUGAUGAUUUUGUGGGGUCACUUAACUGUCUUGUCCCAAACACACUGUUGGAUGGCAUUCAUGUUGCUCUCAUGCAUAUGUUGAGGCGCCAUCUUGAUAUGCUCUCCUAUGAUGGUUCUGAGUUGGCAUCAAAAUGUUUAAGGUUCACUGAUUGGAGCUUGCUUGAUACAUUGACUUGGCCAGUUUACUUGGUCCAGUAUUUAAUGGUAAUGGGAUACACAAAUGGACCUGAGUGGAAAGGAUUCUACAUUGAUGUUUUAGAGAAGGAUUAUUACACUUUACCUGCGGGUAGGAAGUUGAUGAUUUUGCUAAUAUUGUGUGAUGAUGUUGUGGAAUCUAUAGAGCUAAGAACAGAAAUUGACACGUGCGAAGAAUCAAUGGUUGGAAUAGAUUCUGACGCUGUUGUUUCUGAAAGUGGGCCAAGAAGGGUUCAUCCUAGAUACUCUAAGACUUCUGCUUGCAAGAAUGAGGAAGCUAUAGAGAUCAUAGCAAAAGUUCACGGGACGAAGUCCACUUGUAACUCAAGUUAUUUGGGUGUAAAAGGCACUAAAAUGAAUGUGGAUGCUGAUAUUGUUUAUGAUGGUAAUGGUGAUGAAUGCCGGCUUUGUGGUAUGGAUGGGACUUUGCUCUGUUGUGAUGGGUGUCCAUCAGCUUACCAUUCGAGGUGUAUAGGUGUAAGCAAAAUGUUUAUACCAGAAGGGGCAUGGUAUUGUCCCGAGUGUACAAUUAAUAAGAUUGGGCCAAAAAUUAUGAGGGGUACACCUCUGAGAGGAGCAGAAAUUUUUGGCAUUGAUUCAUAUGGACAAGUGUUUUUGGGCACUUGCAAUCAUUUACUGGUGCUAAAGGAUUCAAUCAAAUCAGAACCAUGUCUAAGAUACUACAAUCAGAAUGACAUUUCAAAGGUACUGCAGGUACUGCAUUCAUCUGUGCAACAUAUUGUGUUGUACUCUGAGAUUUGCAAGGGAAUUAUACAAUAUUGGAAUAUUCAAAAAGAUAGUUUACCUGUUCUUGAAACAGUUGAAAUGUGUAAACCAUCAGCCAAUGUAAAGGAAGAUGGCGACUGCUCUACUUAUCUGGCUGUGAGUGAGAACUUAGCAAGUUCUGUAACUGAAAGUAGUGUGGAAAAUGCAGUUUCAUGUCCUGAAAACUCUUGUAAAGAGCUUGUGUUUAACAAGAGGUCACUGGAUACAAUUACCCAAGCUGGAAAUCCUAAUCAGCAGAGGAGUGGUGACACUACAAUGAAGCAGGUUUUCCUUGUUAAAAGUACUGAGCUCAUAGAGCAGACUAAAGUGGAUUGUACCAUGUCUUCUGGUUCAGUAAUUCAGCAGGCUGAUUCAUCUGACUUAACUCAUCAAAGCUUCUCUGGAAAAUCAAGCUUGCCAGAACUUGCGACAAGUACUUCAGGAAAUAGCAAUGGAAGUCACAGAGGAUAUGUAGACGGUAUUUGUGUCAUAGUAAAUGUGUCCUCUCAAAGCAAAGAAGGUAAUGUGGGAAGUGCUGGAAGAGGUUACAGGAAUUCAUCUGAUGAUUGCUUGUACAUGGGGUCACAUUUUAAGUCCCAGGCAUAUAUAAAUAACUAUGUCCAUGGCGAUUUUGCUGCUUCUGCAGCUGUCAAUCUGGCUAUUCUUUCAACUGAAGAAAGUCGUGUUUCUGAGUCUCAUUCAGACAAUCAGAGGAAACUAGUGUCUGCUAACACUUCACUGCAAGUAAAAGCUUUCUCAUCAGCAGCUAUACGUUUUUUCUGGCCGAAUUCUGAAAAGAAGCUUGUGGAAGUACCAAGAGAAAGGUGCAGUUGGUGCCUUUCUUGCAGGGCCCUUGUUACAAGCAAGAAAGCAUGCUUGUUGAAUGGAGCUGCCUCAAAUGCUAUUAAAGGUGCUAUGAAAAUUCUAGCUGGUCUUCGUCCCACAAAGAAUGGAGAUGGAAGCCUUCUUGGCAUUGCAACGUAUGUUAUGUUAAUGGAGGAGAGUUUAUGUGGUUUGACAAUUGGCCCCUUUCAGAGUGCUGCUUACAGAAAGCAAUGGCGUAAACAAGUGGAACAGGCCACAACAUGCAGUGCAGUAAAAUCUCUCUUGCUUGAGCUUGAGGAAAACAUCCGUUCCGUUGCUCUUUCUGGGGACUGGGUUAAGCUUGUGGAUAAUUGGUCUGUUGAAUCUUUUGUGACCCAGAGUGCUACAUUUGCCACUGGAUCAACUCAGAAACGUGGACCAGGUGGGAGGCGGGGUAGAAAACCGUCUGUUAUAUCUGAAGUCACAUCUGAUGAUUCCAUUGACAACUUGAGUGACUUCAACUGGUGGCGAGGAGGGAUCCUAUCAAAGCUGAUAUUACACAGGGGGGUUUUGCCACGCUCAAUGGUUAAGAAAGCAGCUCGCCAAGGUGGUCGUAGAAAGAUUCCUGGUAUUUACUAUGCUGAAGGUUCUGAGAUUCCUAAAAGAAGUAGACAAUAUUUCUGGAGAGCUGCAGUUGAAAUGAGUAAGAAUGCAUCCCAGCUUGCGCUUCAGGUGAGGUACCUAGAUCUUCAUGUAAGAUGGAGUGAUCUUGUUUGUCCUGAACAGAACCUUCAAGAUGGAAAAGGUCCAGAGACAGAAGCUUCUGCUUUUAGAAAUGCUUUUGUUUGUGAUAAGAAAAAUGUGGAAUACAUGAUUAUAUAUGGGGUUGCUUUUGAGAAUCAAAAGCAUCUCCCUUCCCGUGUCAUGAAGAAUAUCAUAGAAGUAGAGCAAAGGCAAGAUGGAAGGGAAAAAUACUGGUUUUCUGAAACACACAUUCCUUUAUAUUUGAUCAAAGAGUACGAACAAGACAUAGGCAAAUCUCUUCUGCCGUUGGCUGGCAAGCCUGCGAAUGUGCUUUCCAAGUUACAAAGAAGGCAGCUGAAAGCUUCCCGUAAGGAUAUAUUCUCCUACCUUUCAUGUAAGAGAGAUAAUUUGGAUAAGUGCCAUUGUGCUUCGUGUCAACUGGAUGUUUUACUUGGGAAUGCGGUCAGGUGCAGUGAAUGCCAAGGUUUUUGUCAUGAGGACUGUACCAUCAGUUCAACAAUUCAAAGGAUUGGCGAAGUUGAGUUCUUAAUCACCUGCAAACGGUGUAGCCCUACCAAAACUAUCCCCAAAAGUGAAAACAGUAAUGAAUCAUCAACAAGGCCUUUACUUUUGCAAGGGCAAGAAUUUCAGAAUGCAGUUACAGUCAGUAAAGGUGCAAAGCAAAAAAGUUUUAUUCAACCAUCAACACCUGUUGGACAUUUAGGGAGUUUUUUGAAGAUUAAAUCAGCUCCGCGUGGUUCUAGUUUGGCUGCAAAGAACAGACACAGGUUAUGUUCGUGGGGUUUGAUAUGGAAAAAGAAGAACCUUGAAGAUAAUGGCAUUGAUUUCAGAUUGAAAAACCUUCUUUUGAGGGGCAAUUCAGAUAUGAGCUGGCCAGGACCUGUUUGUCACCUGUGUCAUAAGCCUUAUAAUUCCGAUCUCAUGUAUAUUCGAUGUGAAACAUGCAAAAAUUGGUAUCAUGCUGAUGCUGUAGAACUUGAGGAGUCGAGAAUUUUUGAUUUGAUGGGAUUCAAAUGUUGUAGAUGCCGUAGGAUAAGAACACCUGUGUGCCCGUACAUGGAUCCAGAAAACAAGAGAAUAUUAGAGGCUAAAAAGCCACGCACAAGGGCUCCAAAGGCAGGAAAUUCAGAAUCGGAUCCCGAUUAUGGAACCAUUUCUGAACAAACUCAAGAGUUAGAAUCUGCCCCUCCAAUGUUGCCAAAAAAUGAGGCCAAGAGGACAUUCUCAAGGGCUCCAAAUUCAGAAUCGGACCCUGGUUAUGGAAUUGUGUCUGAACAAGCUAAAGAGUUAGAAUCUGCCCCUCCAGGGUUGCCAAAUAAUGAGGAAGCAGUGCGUGUGAAGGAGGACAACCCUCUUUCUUCUAUUUCAAUGGCUGAGCAAUUUACAAAACCCAAAUCGGAAAUAGAUGUUGAAGGUAAUGCUGUUACUGCUACUGCUUCUGGAACUGGGCCCCGGAAACUGACAGUUAGAAGGCAUAUACAGAAUGAAAAUAAUGUAGAUGGAACCUCAGCAAAUAAUCUAUCUCAGGUUGAGCAAUCCACACUCGUUGAACCGAACCAUGUCUUGAUUCCUGCAGAGGGGUUGUGUCCUGGUGUGACGUCGGAUGUUUCUAAAAGUUUUGAAGAUGGUAUGUUGUUUGACCAUGAAGGCCUAAGCUACGAGGACAUGGAAUUUGAACCCCAGACCUAUUUCUCUUUUACAGAAUUGCUAGCAUCUGAUGAUGUAAUGGGGGAUUGGCAAAGUUUAUCUGCAGUUUCAUCAAAUGGAUUUCCUGAGCCUUGUGGAAUCCGUGCUAGCAAUCAACAAGAACAUAAAAUUUCUGUCAAACCCGGUGUUGAUCUAACAACUUGUCAGGUGUGUUCUUGCACAGAACCGUCUCCUGAUCUGUCUUGCCAGAUUUGUGGGGUAUGGAUACACAGCCGUUGUUCACCCUGGGAUGAGCAGUCAUCUUCGGAGGAAAAUUGGAGCUGUGGCAACUGCCGGGGGUGGCGGUAGCUGAUCACUUUAUUUUUUUUUUUCAGGUUUUUGAAUUUUGUCUGCUUCAACUCUGUUAAGAGGGUUGUGAAAUGGAUCAUAUAGUUGAGAGAUUGCGCAUUUUUACAAGAGAUUGGGACGGGCAGAUUUAAUGGUGGAUUUUUUAUUUUAUUUUGGUGGGAUGGAUUUUUUUUUUGCCUGUGGUUCAUGGCGAACUUUCAGAGCUUGAGCACUUUGUACAGAUACUUGAUGGGCUUCCCUGGUGGUGGUUAGUGGUUGCAGUUACUGAGAAGAUGAUGUGCUUUCUGGCAAGUUCUCUCAUCUGAUGAAAUUCAGAUUUUGACAUUGCUUCAGAUUCUGAUUUUACAAUCGUAGGCUUGUUUAGAUCUACACAUUAGGAUAAGCAGGUAUGUUUUUGGGGAGCUUAUCUGAUUAUUUUUUACUUUUGUGUAAAUCAGGAUUUUCUUUUUAUAUAAUUGAGAUCAGGAAGGACUGAAUCUUUUGAUUGUUUGGUAGAGAUCAAAUAUUUAUGUCUAGUUUUUCUGUAAAACUUGAACUGGGUCCUGGGAGUUCUGAAUCUAUUGAUUGUUUGCUAUCAAUACUUAUUUUUUGUAGAACAAAUGUUUGGAAAUGCACUAUUGAGUUUCA
Messenger RNA from Camellia sinensis, 5993 nucleotides. Its product is annotated as DDT domain-containing protein PTM. The record is from RefSeq and is a predicted model, not a curated record. Lineage: Eukaryota; Viridiplantae; Streptophyta; Magnoliopsida; Ericales; Theaceae.